Messenger RNA from Cryphonectria parasitica EP155, 1080 nucleotides. Its product is annotated as GroES-like protein. Bases 1 to 1080 code for a protein of 359 amino acids. Lineage: Eukaryota; Fungi; Ascomycota; Sordariomycetes; Diaporthales; Cryphonectriaceae. The record is from RefSeq and is a predicted model, not a curated record. Gene Ontology annotation, molecular function: oxidoreductase activity, acting on NAD(P)H. The transcript is spliced from 2 exons.
AUGGGCGCCAGCACGCUCCCCAGUCAGCAAACAGCCCUCGUUGUCCAGGGACCCGGAAAGCUCGCCGUUCAACAUGAUGUCUCGGUCCCAGCCUUGAGAGACGACGGAGCCAUCAUCAAAGUCGCUGCUGUGGCCAUUAACCCAGUAGACGCCAAAAUCCUCGACUUCAGUCCCGCAAUAGGUGCAGUUCAUGGACACGACUUCGCAGGCACCAUCGUCGCUGUGGGCCCCAAUGCGCCGAGUUACCUGGCCGUGGGAGACCGCGUGGCCAGCACAGUGCACGGGAAUAACGCCAUGGAGCCCGGGGUUGGAGCCUUUUCCGAGUAUGUUGCGUCAGAUGGGGGUCUUCUGCUCAAGAUUCCUGAUAGUAUGAGCUUUGAGGAGGCGGCAACUAUCGGCAUUGGCUUGGGCACGGCGCUCUUGUGCAUCUUCCGCGAGCUGGAGCUGCCGGGUCCUCUGUAUCCACGCGAUCCCUCCAGGGCUGAGGAUUUCAUCUUGAUUGCGGGUGGAAGCACGGCUACCGGCACUCGUACGAUCCAAUUGCUGAAGCUGAUGGGGCUGCGCGUCCUAACUACUUGUUCUCCGCCCAACUAUGACCUGGCACUGAAGUUCGGCGCUGAAAAGGUCUUUGACUACCACAGUCCCACCUGCGCCGUCGAUAUCCGUUCCUAUACGGGUAACGCUUUGGCCUAUGCCAUAGAUUGCGUCUCGCAGGCAGACACAACCCAAUUAUGCUAUGCAGCUAUUGGACGGGCUGGUGGCCGCUAUGUCUCUCUGGAGCCGUACCGUGAGACUGUGACUGCGACGCGGGCUUUGACCAUUGAGCCAUCAUUCUGCAUGGCCAUGACCUUGUUCGGAAAGAAGGUGGCCCUCGAUGGGAUCUAUGGCAGGGAGGCUCAGCCUCAAGACAGACAGAUGGCCAACGAUAUGUUUCCUCAAGUCCAAAAGCUUAUGGAUGAUGGAUUGUUCUCGACACAUCCUGUGAAGUCCAUGGAUGGCGGAUGGGCAGGGGUGAUACGAGGCAUUGACUUGGUGCGUGCUCAGACUUCUUCGGGCUAUAAGCUGGUCUAUGCUGUUUGA